AAGAAACUCUGGAGCGACAGCCGGUCGGUCAGCUAGUCGGUCGACUACCGAGAGAGACACAGCUCAAGGGAAUCAAAGUUUCGCACCGUGCACCUCUUGCAGCUCUCGGGAGGCACGGCGCUGCGAAAUGUUCAGGAGAGGUCUCUCGUGCAUGCUCGCGUCAGCGCGACUCGGAGCGCGACCACUUCCUCCUUUGACUCGGGUACCACAUCGUUCCUUAAUGGAUUCAGGGGAGGUUGCCGCCGCCGCGGAGGCAGCUCGCGACUUCGCCGCAACGGGAACUCCUUCGAUUUUCGCUAAAAUUCUCGACGGAACCAUUCCUGCCGACAUUAUUCAUGACGAUGACAAGUGCAUAGCGUUCCGAGAUGUCAACCCUCAGGCACCGGUGCAUUUCCUGGUCAUUCCGAGAAAGCCAAUUCCCAUGCUGGAGAAAGCCGUAGCAAGCGACGGAAAUCUCCUCGGUCAUCUCAUCCUGGUGGCCAAACAGGUGGCAGAGUCCGAAGGACUCAAGGACGGCUACCGCGUGGUGGUGAACAACGGCGUCCAGGGAGCCCAGAGCGUUUACCAUUUACACAUCCACGUGCUGGGAGGACGGCAAAUGUCCUGGCCACCGGGUUAA
Molecule: messenger RNA, 619 nt
Organism: Galendromus occidentalis (western predatory mite)
Lineage: Eukaryota; Metazoa; Arthropoda; Arachnida; Mesostigmata; Phytoseiidae
Exons: 4
Coding region: 128-619 (163 amino acids)
Molecular function (GO): catalytic activity
Source: RefSeq, a predicted model, not a curated record